Molecule: messenger RNA, 2673 nt
Organism: Empidonax traillii (willow flycatcher)
Lineage: Eukaryota; Metazoa; Chordata; Aves; Passeriformes; Tyrannidae
Product: lysozyme g-like
Exons: 7
Coding region: 1085-1684 (199 amino acids)
Biological process (GO): peptidoglycan catabolic process; defense response to Gram-positive bacterium
Cellular component (GO): extracellular region
Molecular function (GO): lysozyme activity
Source: RefSeq, a predicted model, not a curated record
CAACUCAUUCCAACCCUCCUGGAACAACAGGAUUAAGUUCUCCAGUGAAGGUUCCCUCUUUCAUACUAUCUCAGGAUUUAAGUUACGAUACUUGUGUUUAUUGAUUUUUAAGGUGACAAGACCCACUUGAUCAUCUCCUGUGUUUUACUGACUAAUAGCCAUCGCUUGAUUUUGAAACCAGUAAUUAGUGUCUGACCAAAACAGUGCUUCCUACCUGCCACAUCUCAAGCCCAAAAGAGCAAUGGGAAUAGGUGGAUUUGUGAUUUAUUAAAUAAUCAACAGAAAGCUACUGGAAAAAAAAUUUGCCUUCCUACCCUCCACAUAUGCUGGGCAGAGUCUUGGGAAGAGAAAAAUGUGUCUAAGAGGACAGGAUUGAAGGGCACUGGCCUCCCAGACCAUCUUUCCUUCUCGAAGUGGCUCAGAUGUUUUAGAUAUGUGAAAAGUCUUUUGGUCACAAGGUACAAGUCUUUCAGAGACCCUCUGUGUGUCCCCACUAGCUUCAGCUGCUGAGAGACUAGUUUCCUUCCUCCUAAUUUCAGCUGCAGCAUCCUGACUCCCUAAAUCUGAAAGUCAAACCCUGCCUCUGUCCUCAAAGUAUUCAAGUUCCCAUCCUGAAUUAGGUUUGCUGUAAGCAAUGAAGCAGUGAGAUGUUUCUCUUUAAUUACCCUUUUAAAAAUUCAUACGAAAGCAGAAUUCUUAAUUAUAAGCUUGCCAACCUGAAAUCAUUGAGGAAGUGAGACACAAAAAAUCCUUCCAGAAAUGUUCCCAGACUAACUCAGGCACAAAGCAAGGAGAGCACUAGACAGGGAUCUGAUUUUUGCCCAGCCUGUGCCACUGAUUCACUGCAAUCCUUUCUGCAAGUCAUUUAUUGUGCAGCAAUUUGCGUACUGAUGGAGAAAAAACAGUAUUUAUUUCCUCUCACAGAGUUGUCCUGAGUCUAACAACCACUUGUGCAAAUCUUUGGAUGAAAGAAAUCGGUGGAUACCUCUUCCUACAUGUAUAUAUAAAAGUCAUCAAGUGACCUGCCUCAGAGGAAGGCCAACUGAACACGGGUCUCCUGGGACAGCUGAGGAGAGCCAUCGCCAUGAUUCCCGCACUGCUCUUGCUGGGCCUUUCGGCCCUUGUCGCUCCAUCCAUGAGUUACAGUUGCUAUGGUGAUAUAAGUGCUCUUCAAGCCCCCACGAUGUCCUGCACAACCGUAAGAGCCCCAGACUGUGGAUAUGCCAUGAUACGGAGGACUGCUGAGGCAGACCUCGUGCGCCUGAGGAGAUAUGAGAUCCCAAUUAGAAGAGUAGCCCGAAACCUGUGCUUGGACCCAGCUCUCAUUGGUGCCAUCAUGUCGCAGGAGAGCCGUGUGGGCCUGCUCCUGAACAACGGCUGGGACCAGGGACGGCAGAAGUACGGCUUGAUGCAGAUCAGCAGGCAGCUACAGCAGCCUUAUGCAGUGUGGGACAGUGAAGAACACAUAAAUCAGUGCUCAAAUAUCCUGGUUCUUUCAAUUAAUGAAGUACGUGCAAGACAUCCUACCUGGACCUGGGAUCGGCAGCUGAGAGGGGGAAUCUGCACCUACCAUGCAAGAAUGGGCAAUCUCCCGGUCUAUGAGGAAGACCCAUGCAGCAGAGACAACAACUACGUCAACAGCGUGAUUAGGCGAGCUCAGUACUUCAAGAGAAAUGGCUUCUAGCUCAUGAACCCACCCCACCACUGAGCCUCUCCUCUGCACAGACUAGCCCAGUAGCGAUCACAGUACCCAGAGCAGGUCUUCUGGCAGGACCGACGCUGGGAGCAUUGCCAACAGCACCUUGCUCGCUCCAGCAAAUCCCAGCUCCCCGCUCACCGAUGGGCGAGCUCAACACUGCCUUCCAGGGGACCCACAGGGAUGAGAUAUCACAAACGUGGGACCUUUGAGAGGCAGAUGGGGACAGACCAGCAGUGUUUAAAUUUCGAGUGAGGAAUGUGCCUCUUCCUGUUUGGAGCUGAACCCAGGGCCACUGAUGCAUCCCCCAGAUGUAAGCACACAAGCAGCUCUCCCUGGACAUCAGCUGUGCUCUUCCCAUCAUCUCCAUCCACCUCCUUCCCUCUCCAAGGCCAAUACAGCGGAUGAAGUCCCUGAGUUAAAGUUUUCCUUCCCCUUGGUGCUGCUGGCUAAGGGGCAAUGAAGACUUCUCACCAAGCCUUUGGUCUCUGCAGUAGCUGAGUAUCCCUGUGGCCAGCCUUGAGGGGGACAAUGCUAAACACAACUUGAUUAGUCUACCAAGUCUUGGAGCCCAUGGCCAAGGUGGGGAUGGGGACCUCCUCAGGGUGAAAAGCAGCCUCACACAGGGGAAAUCCUCUAUAUGGAAAGUACUGCAAGUGCCACAGCAGGCAUGCAAAACACCUUUCCAUUAGAGACCAGCCCUCAGUAGGAGUCAGACCCAUACGCACCCACCCCAGGAGCUGUAUCACAGCAACAGUGUUGGUAAAAAACCCCACAACCUUUCCUGAUUUAGCUUCAGCACCCUUAUGCUGGGUUUCCUCCCAAUUUAAAAGCAUUUCAGCAUCCGCCCCUCUGCCAGGAAUCCCAACCUCUAAUAAGAGUGAAUUAGCUCUGGGCUUAUAAGGUCUGUUUGAAAGUGGUCUUCAAUGUGGAUGGGUCUCUGGCUGCCAAUUUAUGUUUAAUUAGAAUAAUACUGA